Messenger RNA from Folsomia candida, 866 nucleotides. RefSeq names its product keratin-associated protein 19-3. The transcript has 7 exons. Lineage: Eukaryota; Metazoa; Arthropoda; Collembola; Entomobryomorpha; Isotomidae. The record is from RefSeq and is a predicted model, not a curated record. Bases 119 to 526 code for a protein of 135 amino acids.
GAAUCCACUCUUCAUUUCUGUACCAAUUCGUCAAGUGGUUCAGUUCAGUCCUCUUCUCAACGGGGAAUCAUAUUUAUAUUUUUUUUAAAGUGAUUCUUAAGUUUAGGAAAUCUCAAGAAUGAGCAAGAUCGCAGCACUUUUCGCCCUCCUUGUCGCCGGAGCGGUUGCAGCAUCUCCCGAGAAAAAGGAGGAUCUCAAAGCUGAGGGAAGCGCAUACUACGGGGGAUUAGGCCAGUUGGGCGGAUUAGGUCAUUUAGGAGGACAUGGAGGAUAUUACGGAGGUGCGUACCUUGGGAGCGGAUUUGGAUAUGGUAAAGUUUCAAGUGGAUACGGUGGAUAUGGAGGAUAUGGCGGGUACGGAAAUGGUUAUCAUGGAUUAGCUUACGGAAAGAGUUAUGGAGGUUAUGGCGCCGGAAUUGGUCACGGCCAUGGCGCAUAUUACUCUGGAUUUGCUCCAUCUUAUGGAUUCGCUGGUGGUCACACUCUUGCCUUCGGUGGUUUUGGUCAUGGACACGGGGCUUACUAAAUAAAUGUGUCCCCAACAUUACGUCCGUAUUUAUCCCGAGGUUUUAUUUAUUGGUAAAAAAAUUAGUCACCACAAUGCCCAAUGCAAAAUAUUCGGACUGAUUCGCAGUAUUAUAUUAGACUCCUGGUUUGAUAAAAUUCCAAAUUGUUAAGAAAAAUCGAGACAAAAAUUGUAAAACUUACCUGUGAUAUUAUUAUUCUAUUCGUAACCCACAAACAAAUUCAAAUUCGAUCAAACCAAGAAAACAAAUUUAUGAUUACUUUUUAUUUUUGUUCCUACAAAUUAAAUAUGUGCAAAAUUAUCCAAAAAAUAAAGUGAUGAAAACCUUUCAUAUAACAGA